GUCUGGGAGCGCGGCCGGGGCGCCGCUGCGGAUUGGUCCCCAACAAAAGCCUCCGAUCCCGUCCUAUUGGCCCGUUCGCCGGAGGGCGAUGCUGAUUGGCGGGACGGAGCAACCUGGCUCCUAGUUGGCAGAGCUCUCCCCGGAUGGGAGCUCCGGCCGGCCGCGGAGUGAUGGUGGCGGCAGCGGAGAUGGGCCGGGCAGGGACCAUGGCGGUGGCGGCAGAGGCGGCAGGGGCGGGGUGGCUGGCAGUAGAGGAGGCUGUGGUCUCCAGGGGGCUGUAGGUGGAGGCAUGGCUCGGGCCAGCAGCGGGAACGGCAGCGAGGAGGCCUGGGGGGCACUUCGAGUGCCGCAACAGCAGCUUCGAGAGGUUUGCCCAGGAGUGAACAACCAGCCCUACCUCUGUGAGAGUGGUCACUGCUGCGGGGAGACUGGCUGCUGCACCUACUACUAUGAGCUCUGGUGGUUCUGGCUGCUCUGGACUGUCCUCAUCCUCUUUAGCUGCUGUUGCGCCUUCCGUCACCGACGAGCUAAACUCCGGCUACAGCAACAGCAGCGGCAGCGUGAGAUCAACUUGUUGGCCUACCACGGGGCAUGCCACGGGGCUGGCCCUGUUCCUGCCAGUUCACUGCUUGACCUUCGCCUCCUCAGCGCCUUCAAACCCCCCGCCUAUGAGGAUGUGGUUCACCGCCCGGGCACACCACCACCUCCUUACACUGCGGUCCCAGGCUGCCCCUUGACUGCUUCCAGGGAAUGUACCUGCUGCUCCUCCACUUCUAGCUGCCCUGUCCACUCCGAGGGAACAAAUGUGGAAGGUGUUUCCUCCCACCAGAGUGCCCCCCCUCAUCAGGCGGGUGAGCCUGGGGCAGGGGUGAGCCCUGCCCCCACACCCCCCUCCUGCCGCUAUCGCCGCCUGACUGGUGACUCGGGCAUCGAGCUCUGCCCUUGCCCUGACUCCAGCGAGCGUGAGCCAGUCAAGGAAGCUAAGGCUAGUGCUAUCCAGCCAGACCUGGGGGACUGCUCCCCCUGCACACUGUCCCUAGAACCCAUACCCCAAGUUCCUUCCAUGGGGCCGGCUACCAGUGAAGGGGGCAUCCCAUGAGCAGUUUUAGGAGGGUGGGUGCCCACUAGAAACAGCCCUGGUUCCAGCUCCUUGAGUUCUCCUCGGCCUCUCCCUGCCUUCCUAGAAUCUGCCUGAAAGGGCUGGAGUCCCGAGGACAGGGGCCAUGUUUGGGGGACUGUGCUAGCUCUACCCCCGGUGACAUACACAGGAGCCUUUGAUCUCAUUAAAGAGAUAUGAACCA
Molecule: messenger RNA, 1301 nt
Organism: Pipistrellus kuhlii (Kuhl's pipistrelle)
Lineage: Eukaryota; Metazoa; Chordata; Mammalia; Chiroptera; Vespertilionidae
Gene: WBP1
Product: WW domain binding protein 1
Exons: 4
Coding region: 290-1099 (269 amino acids)
Molecular function (GO): WW domain binding
Source: RefSeq, a predicted model, not a curated record